AUUCCAAAAAAUUUCCGAAGAAGAAUUAUGUUAGAAAGGGUUCCUUCCCAUGUUUACAAAGUAGGCCUACCCUUUAUUACCUUCCUUCUUGGUGGUUUAUACGGCAUGGCUUAUAUAAUGGAAGGCAGAGUAGAGGUGAAAGAAGCCAGGGAUCGUUUGGAGGGAUUCCCGAAGGAACUAGCGGAAGAACUAAAAGUGGAUAUUUCUAAGAAGAAAAAGAUAUCUUUGGAGGAAGAAUAUGAGAAAGCAAAACAACUGGCGUCGGCAGACUACGAGAAUAAACCAGUUCCCAAAAGAAACUGAAGUUUAUGGGUAACGAGAGACAUUGAGACUUUGGACCUAAUUCACCUUUUCAUACCAGAAAUUUGCCUACACACAAAGGGAAAACUAUCAUACGAAAUUUUUGAAUUUUACA
Molecule: messenger RNA, 415 nt
Organism: Galdieria sulphuraria
Lineage: Eukaryota; Rhodophyta; Bangiophyceae; Galdieriales; Galdieriaceae
Exons: 3
Coding region: 28-303 (91 amino acids)
Cellular component (GO): mitochondrial membrane
Source: RefSeq, a predicted model, not a curated record